This is a messenger RNA of Lucilia sericata (common green bottle fly), 5332 nucleotides long. Its product is annotated as collagen alpha-1(I) chain-like. Bases 319 to 4986 code for a protein of 1555 amino acids. NCBI's taxonomy places the organism in Eukaryota, Metazoa, Arthropoda, Insecta, Diptera, Calliphoridae. Gene Ontology annotation, molecular function: extracellular matrix structural constituent. The transcript has 10 exons. The record is from RefSeq and is a predicted model, not a curated record.
AAUUUUUACAGUUUUAAUACAUUUUUAAUACAUUCAACAACUCGGAAAAAAAUAAGGAAAACGGUUCGGUUAAGUGAAAUAGUGAAAAAAGUGAAGUGCAAGUGUUUCAAGUGGCAAAAAAAAAAAACAUGAAUGAGUUUUGAGUGAGAAUUUUUGAAAGUGAACAAACAGGAUCAAAAAUUAUUCACUCAUUACUUCAAAACUCAUGCCUUAAUGUAUUCGCUGUUGUUGUUGUUUUUGUUCAAUAAUAAUUUUUGUGUUCAUUAAUAAGAAAAACAAAAAAUAAACGAAAACAAAAAAAAAUUGCUUUAAACUAAAAUGCAUUUAAAACAUUUAAAAAUCUUUUGGUUGUUUAUCACCGCCUGUGUUCUACUGCAAAUUGUAACUGCCGCUGCCUCUGAGGCUGAAGAUGCUAAAGUCAAGACAGGCAAACGUGUUAAACGCAUUAAGAAACUAAAAACUCCCAAAAAGCUAGCGGAACGACCACAAGCUGAAGAACCUAAACCGGAAGUAGCAGACUUAGAUGAUUUGGAAAAUUAUGAUUAUAAUAAUUAUGAUGAAGAUGUAGAUACUGGCGCUGAUGUGGAAAAGUAUGAGACACAUGAGGAAGGUACUGUUGAACCUUCAACUCCUCGCAUCCGAGCUGCUGAUAAUGUUAUAGCUGCCUUUUCCUGCCAUUUCGAGGGUAAUUGGUAUCGUGAAAAUGAUGAGUUCACUAGUGAACGUGAUGGUUGUGUUCAUAAUUGUGUGUGCUUUGAGGGUGAAGUAAUUUGUCGGGCUCCAGCCGACUGUAAACCAAAUGUUGGGAUUGAGGAUAGUCAGCUUCCUGAGGAAAUUCCGGUAACUACAGCGAAACCUAUGCCGCCAACUCCAACCCAUCCACAAACACCGGCUUAUAAUCCUUAUGAUGGCGUUGUAAAUGGUCCUAGAGGUGAUCGUGGUUUUACUGGUGCCCAGGGACCUGCUGGUGAACCUGGCUAUCCCGGUUCUCCCGGUAAUCCAGGCAUUCCCGGUAAUCCUGGUCCACCUGGUCCCAUACCUGAUAUGAGUUAUUAUCAUCAACAAUUAGCUGCUGAAUAUGCCAAUACUGAUAAAGGUCCUACCGCUCCUUUAUAUGCUGCUCCUCAAUUUAUACAAGCUACAGCAGGUCAACCUGGCCCUCGUGGUCCCCCUGGUAAUAUGGGUCCUUCUGGUCCUCAAGGCUUUCAAGGUAUACGUGGUGAACCAGGUGAACCUGGUUUACAAGGUCCUCCGGGUCCAGUAGGACCACGUGGUUUACCUGGACCUCCUGGUAAAGAUGGUACGCCGGGUGAAGAUGGUGAGCCAGGUCUUCAAGGUUUAGCUGGUACUCCUGGUCCUCGUGGUUUGCCCGGUCUCCCUGGACAACCUGGUUUAAAGGGUCAUCGCGGUUUUCCCGGUCUAGACGGUGCUAAGGGUGAUCAAGGUGCUCCUGGUGAGAAAGGUUCCACAGGAGGUAUGGGUCCAGUGGGCCCAGUUGGUGCUACUGGUCCUGCUGGUCCCCGCGGUGAACGUGGUCGUGAAGGUGCUGCCGGUCAACCUGGUGCUCGUGGUUUAGAUGGCAAUCCUGGUACUCCUGGCCAACCUGGUGCUAUUGGCAAACCUGGUCCUCCCGGUUUUCCUGGCAUUCCUGGUGCUAAAGGUGAUAUGGGUCAUAUGGGUCCCAAAGGUGAUCAAGGUUUGCAGGGUCCCCGUGGUGAAGCUGGUCGUCCUGGUGCUACUGGUGAAAAUGGUUUGCCUGGUCCCGCCGGUAAAGAUGGUAUGCCUGGUGAUAAAGGUUCUAUGGGUGCUCCUGGUAUGGCUGGUCCUCAAGGUUUUCCCGGUCCUCGUGGUCCCGAUGGUUUGCCUGGUAGUCCUGGAGAGCCUGGUAUUAAGGGUGCUCCCGGUCAACCCGGUGAAAGAGGUUACAAAGGUGAUCAGGGUAUAAAAGGUGAAUCUGGCCAGCCAGGUCCACGCGGUUUACCAGGCACUGUAGGUCCAGAAGGUAAACGCGGUAAACGUGGUAUGCGUGGUCCAACUGGUCCUGCUGGACCAACUGGUGAACGCGGCUCUCCUGGGUUACCUGGUUUGCCAGGUCCUGAUGGUCCCAUUGGUCCCAAGGGUACUCCCGGUGAUAGAGGCAUUCAAGGUCCUGUAGGCGAUAAAGGCAGUCCUGGUGAUAUUGGUCCUCCUGGUGUACCCGGUCUGCAAGGUCUACGUGGUUUACCUGGACGUGUGGGUCCUGCUGGUCGUCAGGGAGCUCCUGGUGAACGUGGUAUCCCAGGUGCUGAUGGCAAACCGGGUGACCAAGGUCCUCAAGGUUUACAGGGUCUACCCGGUCCAAUGGGUAUGCCUGGUGAUAAAGGUAUUCCUGGUGAAAAUGGCAAAACUGGAGAACCCGGUGCUCAGGGACCACCUGGUCCUCGUGGUGAUAAUGGCAAAGAUGGUUUACCGGGUGCCCAGGGUCCACCUGGUCCUUCUGGUCAAGAUGGUGCUAGAGGUGAACCUGGUCCUACUGGUCCUAGAGGUUUCCAAGGUUUACCUGGUGUAGCAGGAAGUCCCGGUGCUCCUGGUAAAGAUGGUGCUCAAGGUCCACCUGGACCACAAGGUCCUUUGGGUCCUGUGGGUUUGAGAGGAGAACGUGGUUAUCCCGGAGAAAGAGGUUCUAUUGGUCAACCCGGUACACCUGGCGAAAGAGGAGAACCUGGCAACCCAGGUCAUGAUGGACCACCGGGCGCUCCAGGUAAACCAGGCGAUAAAGGUCACAUGGGUGCCCCUGGUAUGAUGGGUAUGCCUGGUCAUAAAGGUCUCCCUGGUCCGGCUGGUGUUAAAGGUGAACGUGGUAGUCCUGGUCAAAUGGGCCCUGAAGGUCCUUCGGGUCGUCCUGGUGAUCGUGGUCCUCAAGGUAAUGUUGGUCCUCCUGGCGCUCCUGGUGAAACUGGUGAAAGAGGUGAACCUGGUAAUCCAGGUACUCCCGGUGAACAAGGUGCUAAUGGUGUGCCCGGCGAGAGAGGUCCAAUUGGUCCUGCUGGUCCUCCUGGAUUCCCUGGAGCUCCUGGCUUAGCUGGUCUACCCGGCGCUAAAGGUGAUCGUGGUUUGAUGGGCAUUAAGGGUGAACAAGGCAUUCCUGGUCCUCAUGGUAAUCCUGGCGAACAAGGUUUACCCGGUCCUAUAGGCUUAACUGGACCAAAGGGUGCUCGUGGUGAAACUGGUCUAAGAGGAGAACCCGGCUUAAGUGGUCUACCAGGACGUCCCGGUGAUGCGGGUCCAGUGGGUCAACCUGGUAGCCCCGGUUUACCUGGUGUAGCUGGUCAACCUGGUCUUAAAGGAAACCCAGGAGAAGCAGGACGUCCCGGUAUGCCUGGCAAUCCUGGCUUACAAGGACCUCCCGGAUUAGAAGGACAAAAAGGUGAAACUGGUAGUGAUGGUCCUGCAGGUCCUCCUGGGCCUCAAGGACCUCAAGGUCCUCAUGGUGAUAGAGGUAUGCCGGGAUUACCUGGACCACCAGGUGCUGCUGGCUUAAGAGGUUUGAGAGGUGCACCUGGAGAACCCGGACAACAAGGAAAACCUGGAAAAGAAGGCGCUCCCGGUCCUCAAGGCAUAGCUGGUCCUAGUGGCAAUCCUGGUCCGAUAGGCGAACAAGGUCCCGAGGGUCCUCCCGGCAAAGCAGGUCCUCCUGGUAUUGCUGGACGUCCAGGAGAUAAAGGUCCUCCAGGUCAACAAGGUAAUCAGGGUCCUGCCGGUAAUCCAGGUCUUCCGGGUCCUCCAGGUCCUAUGGGUCCAAUGGGUCCUCUGGGAGAACGUGGUCCUAAGGGUGAGACAGGCUUACCGGGUGUAGAAGGUCCCAUGGGCUUAAGAGGCAAAGCUGGUCCUCCCGGCCCCGAAGGUGUUAAAGGUGAAACCGGUGAACCGGGUCCCAAAGGUAUUAAAGGUCACAGAGGCUUAAUAGGUUUACAAGGUAUGCCUGGUGCACCAGGUCUAAAGGGUGAUACUGGUCUUCCCGGAGUACCAGGAGCUCCAGGAAAACCCGGCGAAAUGGGCAUGAGAGGUCCCCAGGGAAGAGAUGGUAAUCCAGGACCAGCAGGUCAAGCAGGUCCACCCGGCCCCAGAGGUUAUAACGGCAAUGAUGGCAAACCAGGUCCCAUGGGUCCAGCUGGUCCUCCAGGACCGCCAGGUCCACCCGGCGAAACUUUGGGCUAUGAUGUAGCGGCCUUAACAGCCUUACUAAAUCAGGGACAAACCAAGGGUGUAGAUGUUUUAGGCGACCAACCUAUGCUCGAUCAAUUUGGUGAAGGUUUAACCGAUGAAGAGAAACACGCUUUGGUUUUGAAGGCCUACGAGCAUGUAAAGGCCUCUUUCAUACGCUUAACUCGACCAAAUGGCCAACAAUCAGCACCAGCUAAAACUUGCCGUGACCUAUUUGCUGCCUAUCCCGAAUACAAUUCUGGAGAAUAUUGGAUUGAUCCUAAUGAUGGUGAUCCACAAGAUGCUAUUCUAGUGUAUUGUGAAAAGGAAAGACGUGCCACCUGUAUUCGACCUCAACCCAAACAGACUAAGGUAAUUAGCUAUAAAGGAAUGGAAGAGGAGGCGUGGUUAAGCGAGAUGCCAUCAGGCAUGAAAAUCCACUAUAAAACAGAUUCCUAUCAAAUGGGCUUCCUACAAUUGAUGUCAGCCAAGGCCACUCAGCAAAUAACAUUCCAUUGUAAGAACACUGUGGCCUACAAGGACGAGGAGAAGGAUACCUUAAGAAAUGGUUUGAAAUUGUUAUCGUGGAAUGAUGCUGAACUAACAGCCGAUGGCCCUCAACGUUUGCGAUAUGAAGCUGUUGAAGAUGGUUGCAGAAAACGUUCUAAUAGCUGGAAUAAAUCCGUUCUAACCUAUACCACCGAAAAAUCCCAACGUUUGCCGAUUGUCGAUAUAGCGGUACGCGAUGUCCGUGAUGCAAAUCAAGAAUUCCGCAUUGAGUUAGGAGCAGCUUGUUUCUAUUAGAGGCUUUUUAAAAUUUUUGUUUUAAAUAAAACAAAAUACUUAAUUACAUUUUAAUUAAAUUAGUUUAGGAAUGAUAUUUUUACACAAUCUCUCUCAAACUCUUAAUCUCUUUUAAUCGAUUUCUCUCUCUCAGCGAACGACCAAAUAAUAUAACAAAUUUUUUAAAUUAGUUAAUUUUAAAUUAAUAAAUGCUUGUAAAUUUUAAUUUUAAGACAAAAUAUUUUUGGUAUACACAGAGUUAUUUAAGAUUUAAAUUUUUUUAGAUUUAUAGUUAAAAAAUAAGUUAGUUUAUAUUUAGAAAAAAAUAUUAAAUGAACAACAAUAAAGCAACUUUUAAGCAUAAAAA